Paramuricea clavata is the source of this 579-nucleotide messenger RNA. The record is from the annotation of a GenBank genome assembly. Lineage: Eukaryota; Metazoa; Cnidaria; Anthozoa; Malacalcyonacea; Plexauridae.
AUGCAUGUCUUUGGCUCAACAUGCUAUGCCUUUGUUCAAAAUGCUAAGAAAUUAGACGACCGGAGCCGUAAAGGUGUUUUUGUAGGUUAUGAUAAAGACAGUCCAGCAUACCUGGUAUACCAUCCAGAAACAAACAAGGUGAAAAAGGUAAGAUGCGUGAAAUUUUUUGAUAAUUUUAAAACUGAGCCUGAGGCGUAUAAUGACGACCAAGAUGAAUUAAUUGUGCCAAAUAGAAAACACGUUGAAACUACGGUAAAUACUAACGAGCAAAUGGAUGAAAAUGCUGGUACCGCAGAGGUAGAGAACAACGCGGCGAGAUAUCUAACACGCACUCGCAACAAACCAAGGUAUCUUGAUCAGCCUAUUAUUGACGACAAUGUUAACCGCACUGUUGAUUAUUGCUUUAGGGCUGUAGACAUUCCAAAAUGUUACAAGCAAGCAAUAAAAUCGCCGGAGGCUAACAAGUGGCAAAAUGCCAUGAAUGCAGAGGUAAGCGCAUUAAACGAUAACAAUACGUUUGAGUUAGUCCCACAACCAAAGGAUCGACAGAUAGUGGGGGAAGAUGGGUUUACGCCGUAA